Molecule: messenger RNA, 1307 nt
Organism: Daphnia magna
Lineage: Eukaryota; Metazoa; Arthropoda; Branchiopoda; Diplostraca; Daphniidae
Exons: 2
Coding region: 343-735 (130 amino acids)
Biological process (GO): hemocyte migration
Source: RefSeq, a predicted model, not a curated record
AAUAGUAAUCAUUAUUUAAAAGUUAAAAAAACAAGAGUAGUCAAACUUCUUGCCACCGAUGUUUUCGGAGUCAGCUCCAUAAUUGGAGUUAAAAACAGAAACAAACUUACACAAGGAAAAGACUGGAACACACAAUUCUUGUGCGUGUGUGUCCAAUAUCACGGCUGAUUUAAAAAGUGGCUUCCAGCCAUUAAAAUUGGUCGUAAAGCUGCUCUUGUUAUUUAAAAACAACUGGCAUUCACCUACUUGUAUUCAGUCAGCGCCCAAUCUUUGCACCACUACCUUCUGUUUUUUUGUUUUUUCUUUUUAUUUUUUCCAAGUUUUCUCCGAAACUUAUCCACUAUGUCCUUCUCUUCUAUGAAUCGGUGGAUUAAAGUUAUUCUCGUGUUCUCGAUUAUUACCGAUUUGGCCAUUUCGCCAAGCGGAGCCAAUAGCAUUGCACCGGUAACCAAACAGCCGUUUAACGAACGAAAUUGCAAGAAACCCCAAUCACGAAUCGCUUACCUGGAAGAUGAAUAUGCUGAUUACAAUUCAGCGGCUGUUUACCUGCCUCACGCAGCUAUUGUUCAGUGGUGCGAUAAUUCCAUCGGAUGUUGCAAAAAGGGCCAUCGCUACGUGUCCACCAAGGAAGAGAAAGUGGCCUUUGACUUUCAGGAAUUCCUGCAUGGCAACAAGACGAAGAAAACAGUUUUAUUGACUAAUCAUUUGCAUUGCGAAUGUCACAGUGUGUGGUAACACGAAUAGCUUUCAAUCCAAUUGUUCGAUCGAAGCCGCACGACACCGGAUGCUUCUAGAUGUCCAUGAAAACAUUUUUAUGCCGAUAAUAUUUUAUGAAUCGAUUGGUUUGCAUCGAAACGCACUUUUCGUUGCCACAAAAAAAAAAAGGUCAUAAACAAGUUUUGAAACCAGCAGUAAUUUUAAAUUGUUUGGAAUAGAUGAAAAAGGCCACAUUGGCUGAAAGUGGCAAAGCUCGCAAAACUGGAAGGUUUACUCGCUACGCACUGAAUUUUCAUCAAUCGAAAAGAGAAACUUUCCACGUCUAAAAUAUAAAAAAAUAUACAUGUUUAAAUAAUCAUUACGUGAAUUCCUGCUACCUUAAAGGCAUCAAACGUCAGUUUCUCCAUUCGCACAAAGAUGGAUGACAGUACAGACACUGGAGGAACAACUACGGGCGAAUUUGUUUUCUAUUCUCAAUAAACAAUUUGUUAUUCAGCUUUUCUUCCUUAACAGCUUUUUUUGCCGAUUCGUCGAAUUUCUAUUUUUAACGGACUUUGUCUGAACGCAAUACACAAGGACAUGGAACUUCC